This is a messenger RNA of Anolis sagrei ordinatus, 8270 nucleotides long. RefSeq names its product tet methylcytosine dioxygenase 2 (gene TET2). The record is from RefSeq and is a predicted model, not a curated record. Gene Ontology annotation, molecular function: DNA 5-methylcytosine dioxygenase activity. Gene Ontology annotation, cellular component: nucleus. NCBI's taxonomy places the organism in Eukaryota, Metazoa, Chordata, Lepidosauria, Squamata, Anolidae. Gene Ontology annotation, biological process: myeloid cell differentiation; positive regulation of transcription by RNA polymerase II.
CCGCCUGUCCGCGAGAACGAGCGAGGGAGAAGCCGAGGCAGCAGCAGCAGCAGCACCAUUAGACGUCAAAAGGGCCCUUAUGAAUAUUGAUGCGGGGAAGGCUCGCGCCGCUUUCGUCAAGGAGCAGAAAGAAGCAAGAUGGCUGCCCUUUAGGAUUGGGUAGGAGGCAGAGCCCUGCGCGUCGGACGGACGGACGGACGGAGGAGGAGGAGGAGGAGGAGGAAAAGGAGGGCGGCCCAGGCCCAGAGAGAGAUACAGUAAGCGGGCAACCUUGUGGAUGGCCCCAGAGUAGGCCAGAUGGAACAGGACAGAACCAAUCAUGUUGAAGGCAAUAGUUUGACACCAUUUCUAAUUCCACAUCCUUCUCAUGUUUGCCAGGCAGAGCCUUUGUCAGUGAAGCUGCAGAAUGGGAGCCCAUCAGCAGAGAAGGCCCACAUUGAAAUAAAUGGCAAUGACACAUGGCUGCAUUUCAAGGACAGCUAUGGAAUGAACCAUGCUGUGAAAGGAAAAGCAAAUAAUCGAGUCAGCCCUGAUCUCAUGCAGGAAAGGAGAGGUUGUAAUAAAUAUAUGCAAAAUGGUGGGAUAAAACGCACUUUCAGUGAUCCAUCCCUGUAUGGGCUUUACCAGAACAAGAAGCUUAAACAAGAUGAAGAAGCAAAAGGAGGGAAAGAGGCCUUCUUAGUUGAUGGUGAUCAACCAGAUGUUUCUAAUGCAUGCAGUGAGAAGGACUUGGCAGGUUUUAGAGUGGAACAAAGUGCAGCUUCAGUUCUUAUACAGUCUUCAAGAUACAACUGUGGUGCUUUAAAAUCUCCUCAUGCUCCCCAAAUUCAGGAUGAACUGGAGAAUAGAGGCAUUAAUUGCCACAAGAGAGACAUUGUCUUGCUACACAAGAACAAGGCAGUGCCAAUACCUAAUGGUGCUAUCGUUACUGCCUCUUCUAUGGAAAACAUGCAUGGCGAACUCCUUGAGAAAACACUUUCUCAGUAUAAUCCAGACCAUGUUUCCAUUGCAAUGCAAAAAUCCACAUCUCUUACAAACGCCAUAAGUCCUCAGGCUACUAAUGACUUGGCUUGUGGCACACCACAUUCAUCCCAUACCUCAGGGCAGAUCAGCUCCCCACAAACCUCAAAUUCUGAGCUGCCUCAGGUGCUAUCUUCUGUGGCUACUGAGAUCCACAGUACUGAAAACUCCAGUGAAUCACCUAUAUUGCCAGCAUGCUACACUUUUCAGAAUCCAGAACGUCAGUUACAGCAGGAAAAGUCAGAAAAUUCACACCAGUCACCUGCAGAGAACUUUGUCCCAGGAGACACGGGGCAGGUUCCCAAUUUGGAUUACUCACAAACCAAUCAAAAUUUCUCACUAAAUCCCAAUAACAACCCGAAAGCUCAAAACAAUAGCUUGAAAAGAUUGUCAGAGCCUUCAGGUGAAAACGGUGCUUUAUUUCAACAAAAUUCCAUGUUCAAGAAGGGUUCCUUCAGUUCACCUUCAGUUGCAUCUUCCUCUCCAACUCCAGAGAUAAACAGUAUUCUGUCCAUUGAGGGUUCAGAAGGACAUAAUAACACUUCUGAAACUCAAAGUCAAAUGAACCAUUUUAAAGAAGAGAAAGAUGGAGAGCAACAGCUACAAGGGGAAAUUGCAACACAGAUUCCUGACUUUUGCCAGCAAGCACUAAGUUCACAACAGGGUCUUCAACAAGGUGCUCAGGUUUCAUCUGGCAAUGAAAGUGAUCCAGCACUCUCAGUGACACCAGGAGUCAGACAACAAUACUCCAAUGAAAUGACAUCAGGAAUCAGGCAUCAAUAUCCCAAUGAAAUACAGAUCAAAAUGGAGCCUCACAUUCAAGACACACAAUUAUUAGGAAGCAGUAAAGAUUUGCAACAUUUUCAGCAUCUCUAUGGCCAAAUUAAUCAGGAGAAUCUUGCUGAUAAUGAAAAAGAUACAGUAAAAAAUCAAUUCCAACAGUCAAGAGCUCACCUGCAGCCUUCUUGGACAGGAAUGCCAUCCCCUCACUUUCAUCCCAGUGAGUCUCACCAAAAAUCAAAUGAGGUUCUUUUGAGGACAAUGCUUCAGUUCCAGUCAAAUUCAGCAGAGCAGAUGCAUUCAGAGCAGUAUUCUGAAAAUCCUGAUAGGUCAAAAGUGCACACAGAACAAGCAUGCUACCAGAAUAUCACACAAUGUGAGCAAAUACCAGCACUAUACAAGAAUGAGGCAACUCAGUUGCCUCCUCACCUUACAGCCAACCAGCAAAUGCAUUUCCAAAAACAUUCACCCCCACAGCCUACAAAGAUGAAUACUCUGUUGAAAUCCCAUGAACAGCAGCAAAAUGCAAAGCACUUUCACUUUGAGGCACGAGCAGAACAUCACAAUGAAGAGUCUUUGGAAGCACAGUUAAAACCACAGCACUUAAAUCCUCCACCACAGGAGAAUGAGCAAUAUUUACGUUCACAUAUUUUGCAACAGAUGCUCCAGACUCAGCCAGUACAACUGCCACAGAAUCCACAACUAACCAUGAACUCCCAGCAGCAAGCAUUGCAAAUGAAAAACAGAGACGUUCCCCAGGCAUUCUCCCAUUCACAUAGCAGUCAAGAGCAGCAAUUGGAAGGAACUUCAUUUAGUCAGUUUAAAUUAGAGGAAUUUGAAACAGCAAACAAUAACUUCAAAUCAAGUGAGUUCCCAAUACAAAACCCCCAGACCAGACUGGACCAUGGAUCAGGUAUCAACAAUCAUGCUUUCAAAGCAAAUACUAUCGAAAAGCAUUCCUACCCAAACAACAUGCACUUAAUCCCUGAGAAAAGGGAAAAACCUAUGAACACUGAGCUGUUUGCAGAAAACAUGACACAUGACUUACAGCAUAUGCAAUAUUAUUCAAAUAGUAUGACCCCAAAACAAGAUACAUCCCAGUGUUUUCAGGAUCAGAAGCCGCAGUCUCCGCUAGAAUCAGCUCCACAACGGCCCUUCCAGCAAACACAAGAAUAUCCAAAUUUUACCUCCAACAUAUGUAGCCAGCAAGCUACCCAGACUCAACCGAGUUACUUGCCAUAUAGUCAGCAAACAGUAUCUAAUGCAGUAGAUCAAAGGGAAUGCCAGCUUACAUCUCAACCCCACAGGGAUUUUCAAAAGCAUGCUGCUCUCCGGUGGCAUAUUUUAAACAAGCAAGAGCAACAAAUGAACCAAAACAAAUCUGACACAUGUCACAUUAUGGGUCACAACAAACCUAUCAAAGCUGAAGUUGGCUCCAAGUUUAAUGCAUGUCUUCCUCAGUUGGCUGGACAGUUGGAAAACAAGACAUGGAAGAAAACAAUCAAACAAGAGGUUCAGAACUUUAGUUGUGAGAACUCGCAACAAAGGAGUAUUAUUGAAACCAUGGAGCAGCAGUUGAGACAGAUUCAGGUCAAAACACCCUUUGAUCACAAGUCCCUUACUAUCAAAUCACCAAAACAUAUAAAAGUCGAAUCUGCAGGACCCAUCACUAUUUUGUCAAGAAAUUACAAUCCUGCAGAAUUUCAUGCUGCAUCCUUAGAUCAACAACCUGUUCAUUCUAAUGAAAAAACACCAACCAAAAGAACUGCGGGAACAGCCUUCAAUCAUUUUUUAGAGUCGCCUUCCAAGUUUUUUGAUACUCCUGUAAAAAACUUGCUGGAUACACCUGUCAAAACCCAGUAUGAUUUCCCCUCAUGCAGCUGUGUUGAGCAGAUUAUUGAGAAAGAUGAAGGUCCCUUCUAUACACAUCUAGGAGCUGGUCCCAAUGUGGCUGCUAUUAGACAAAUCAUGGAAGAACGAUAUGAACAGAAGGGCAAAGCCAUAAGGAUAGAAAGGAUUGUCUACACAGGCAAAGAAGGCAAAAGUGCACAGGGAUGCCCUAUCGCCAAAUGGGUGAUUCGUAGAAGUAGCACUGAAGAAAAACUCCUGUGUUUGGUGCGAGAACGUGCAGGCCACAGCUGUGAAACAGCAGUGAUCGUUGUGCUCAUCUUGGUGUGGGAAGGAAUCCCUCAGAGCCUAGCAGACAAGCUGUAUUCCGAUCUCUCUGAGACUUUAAGGAAGUAUGGCACACUUACAAACCGCCGGUGUGCUCUCAAUGAAGAACGAACUUGUGCAUGCCAAGGCCUGGACUCUGAGAGUUGUGGUGCAUCUUUUUCUUUUGGUUGUUCAUGGAGUAUGUACUACAACGGAUGUAAAUUUGCCAGAAGCAAGAUCCCAAGAAAGUUUAAACUAUUAGGAGAUGAUCCAAAAGAGGAAGAAAAACUAGAAUCCAGUCUUCAAACACUAUCAACACUAAUGGCUCCUACUUACAAAAAACUAGCACCUGAUGCUUACAACAACCAGAUUGAAUAUGAACACAGGGCACCUGAGUGUCGGCUGGGUUUAAAAGACGGUCGGCCAUUCUCCGGGGUCACUGCCUGUCUGGAUUUUUGUGCUCAUGCUCACAGGGACUUGCAUAAUAUGCAGAAUGGCAGUACAUUGGUAUGCACACUAACCAGAGAAGACAAUCGUGAAAUUGGUCAAACGCCAGAAGAUGAACAACUGCAUGUGCUCCCUUUGUACAAAAUCUCCCAUAUAGAUGAAUUUGGAAGCACGGAAGGACAAGAGGAGAAAAAGCGAAAUGGUAGCAUCCAGGUCCUCAGUUGUUUUCGGCGAAAAGUUAGGAUGCUGGCUGAACCGGUUAAGACUUGUCGGCAAAAAAAGCUGGAAGCCAGGAAAGCAGCCAGUGAGAAACUGGCUGCUAUGGAGAAUGGGUCUAGCAAACAUGACAAGGAAAAAGCAGCAACUGCACGUUCGAAACAGGCCAACACAGAGCAAUCAGGUCAUGCAAAACAGUUAGCAGAUCUAUUACGACUUUCAGGACCAGCCAUCUCACAGCAGCAGUUGUAUCAACAUCCAUACCAUGCCCUUCCUGCUAAAUCUCAGACAAACCACAUCAACGCAUACUCCGCUUCAGGUUCUGCAAACCUCUACAUGGGUCUCCCUAAUCCAGCCAAUCCAUAUUCAAACUCUUCACAUGCUCCAGAAUCUUACAGAGGAUCUAACCCCAUGAAUAUCUACCCAACAUCUUCACAGCCUACAGGAGCUUAUUUAAAUUCUUCCGGUCUUGUGAAUCCCUACUCUGUACACUUGGGUCAAAAUAGCCAAUAUCCCCAUUACCAAUGCAAUGGAAAUCUGCCUAUGGACAAUUGUUCUUCCUAUUACAGUUCCUAUUCUUCUCAGCCUCAGCAUAUGGACUUGUUUAGAUAUCAGAGCCAAGAUUCUCUAUCUAAACUAAGUCUACCUCCAAUUCAUACAUUAUAUCAGCAUAGGUUUGGAAAUAGCCAGAAUUUUGGGCCCAGGUACUUGAAUUACGGAAACCAAAAUGUGCAGGUAGAUGCAUUCAACAGUUGCACCAUUAGGCCAAAUGUUCAGCAUGCAGGUUCUUUUCCUCCUUACUCCACACAUGAGGCUGAGGACCCUUUUAUGGACAUUGCCUCCAGACUGAAAUCUAGUCUAAAUAAUCCAGGCAUGGACUACAUAAAUAAAAACAGUGACCAUCUAUAUCCCCCUCCACACCUAGCCCAUGACUACCAAUCUACUGCAGGUAUGUUCAGCGGUCCUCCUCAUUCACUCCAUCUCCAAAACAAGGAUAGUCAAACAACAAAUGGGCUGUCAAAUAUGCUUCCAGAUCUUAAUCCUAAUAGAACUGCUUCCCAAGAGGGUGUAAAUAAAACUGAGGUGCUCAACCAGCCAGAGGAUCCUGAUGAUGUUUGGUCAGACAAUGAACAGAGCUUCCUGGAUCCUGAUAUUGGAGGUGUGGCAGUUGCCCCGUCUCAUGGGUCAAUUCUCAUAGAGUGUGCAAAACGUGAACUCCAUGCAACAACCCCAUUGAAAAACCCUAACAGGAACCACCCCACAAGGAUAUCGCUUGUCUUCUACCAGCACAAAAGUAUGAAUGAGCCGAAGCAUGGUCUAGCUUUAUGGGAGGCCAAAAUGGCUGAGAAGGCUAGAGAAAAGGAGGAGGACUGUGAAAGGUAUGGUCCAGAUUAUGUGCCUCAGAAAGUGCAUGGUAAAAAAGUAAAGCGGGAGCCUGUUGAACUGAAUGAGAACUUGGAACCCACCUACAUGCGCUUCAUCAGGUCUCUUGCACAAAGGACGAUGUCGCUCACCACAAACUCCACAGUUACCACAUCUCCAUAUGCCUUUACACGGGUUACAGGGCCUUACAACCGAUAUAUAUAGAAGUCAAAUCUCUGUUCAUUACCUCAUCUGUUUACUUUUGUUUUUAAAUGUCAAUACGGUGAUCAUUCUUUCUAGGCUGUGGACAGGGAAAGGGCAAGAGACAGUAUUUUGGUUUUUAACUGGUUGAUGGGAAAACUUCCUCAUACCAGCAUAAGCGGUGAUGCUACCAUUGCAUUCAUUUGGUAAGUUGCAGAAAAUCACAUGCUGCGAAUUCAAACCAAAGCACCCUAUGCAAAAUUAAUAAAUUAAGUGAUAGUCAGCAGUUAACACUGAAACACUGGCUCAACUACUGGAAGAGAGAAUCCAUAUUCGUAAAAUGCAUCACUGACCAUUUUUAAUGAAAAGAAGUACAGUUACAAUGGUUUGUUUGUUUUAUAAAGUAAAAAAAUACUGUAGUAUUUCAGUAGCAGAAAUUUUAAAAUUCCACCAGGUGCUGAAUCUGUACUGUGCUGAAAUACAAGAAAUACUGCUUUUUAUCAUACAGGGGUUCUUUUUCAACUGUAAGCUUAAUAUUGACUUGAUUUUUAUUAAUCGGGAUAGCUAUAUAGAUAACAAGGUAUACAAACAAAAACACUGAAUUUGUUUGGCUAUUCUAAAACAUGGUGCUAUAUAUAAGAAUGGUGUCUAACAGUUUUAAUGUCUUUCGUUAACAAUGAUUAAGUUAAAAGUAUAUUCUUCUCUCCUUGAACAGGAACUUUUUAAUUUUGCAUUUGUAUCCAGUUUAGCUCUAUUCUUUUUUAAAAAAAAAUAUCCAGGUAAUUAGAUGAAUUAUGAAUUAAAAAUUCAAGAAAUGAGAUGAGUCAUGAUCUAACGAAGCUAUCCAUGGGCAAUAAAAUGAUUGUAUGUAAAGCCAGUGGUCAGCUUAAAAUUUUACAUAACAACCGUUUGCACAAAUUCUAAUGCUUUUCAUUGUAUGUGUAGACAAAAGUAUAUUUCAGACCAGAGUUUUAAAAAAUUACUUAUGUCUUCCAGAAUCCCCCAACUGAAAAAAAUUAGGAGUUGUCAUCUAAGCUAAGUUUUCUAGGUGCACAUUUGGACAUAAUUGUGCCAUAAUUUAUCAGUACUAGAUGAUGAUGAUGAUGAUGAUGAUGAUGAUGAUGAUGAUGAUGAUGAUGAUGAUGUAGUAGUAGUAGUAGUAGUAAUGAUGCAUCCAUUAGGUGUCAAGGAGUUGUCACCUGUUUUAAGUUUACCAGAACUUAUCCAAAUGGGAGAAAAAUUAUUGGUUUAUCUUGUGAUUGGCAAACAAGCUGCAAUUAAAAUACAAAGUAUAAUCCUGGUUUGUUAACAAACCAUAAUUUAAUAUAUUUUUUAUUUUCCAAGUGUGGUUGUAAAUAUCAACCCUGCUUAGAUUGAAAUGCAAUGUGGAUCAUUGCAUCUCUCUCUCUCUCUUUUGUGGUGACAUGAAUUAGAAAAGAAGUGAAGACCCACUGAAUAGCAGAAUUCAAUACAGUUUCAGACCAAUAUUGAAGAAAGUUGCAUAGGAAAUCCUGGAACCAGUUUGAGGCCCAAAUAGAUGGAGAUUAUAGCAUCAUAGAAUCAUAGAAUGAGCCAUACAGUCCAACUCCCUACCAAGAAGCAGAAAAAUUGCAUCCAAAGCACCCCUGACAGAUGGCCAUGUAGCAUCUGUUUAAAAGCCUCCAAAGAAGGAGCCUCUAUCACACUCCAGGGCAGAGAGUUCCACUUCUGAACAACUCUCACAGUUAGGAAGUUCUUUCUAAUGUUCAGGUGGAAUUUUCUUUCCUGUAAUUUGAAGCCAUUGUUCCACAUCCUAGUCUCCAGGGCAGCAGAAAACAAGCUUGCUCCCUCACAUAUUUAUACAUGGCCCUCAUCAUGUCUCCUCUCAGCCUUCUCUUCUGCAGGCUAAACAUGCUCAGCUCAUUAAGCCACUCCUCAUAGGGCUUGUUCAGCAGACCCUUGAUCAUUUUAGUCACCCUCCUCUGAACACAUUCCAGCUUGUCAACAUCUUCCUUUUGUUGUAGUACCCAGAAUUGGACACAGUAUUCUAGGUGCGGUCUAGCCAAUGCAGAAUAGAGGGGUAGUACAGAACACUGCUAAACCAUAGAGCA